GAACAGGAAGUAAACAUCAGCUGACUCGCCUUCGUGUUGUUUUGAGUAGUUUUGUGUGACAAGUUGUUUAGUCUCUUUAAAAACACAUUACAAGUUAAUUUGUCUUCGCUGCCUGUUCGUCCAAGUGAAGCUAUGUUACGACCCAAGGCGCUGACGCAGGUUCUGAGUCAGGCGAACACUAACGGAGUCCAGAGCACCCUCCUGCUGAACAACGAAGGUUCCCUCCUGGCCUACUCUGGGUAUGGGGACACUGACGCACGAGUGACAGCUGCCAUCGCAAGCAACAUCUGGGCUGCGUACGACAAGAACGGCCACCAAGCCUUCAAUGAAGACAAACUCAAAUUCAUACUCAUGGAUUGCAUGGAGGGACGAGUGGCCAUCACUCACGUAGCCAACCUGCUGCUGUGCAUGUACGCCAAGGAGACAGUGGGCUUCGGAAUGCUUAAAGCCAAGGCGGAAGCGCUGGUGCAGUACCUGGAGGAACCACUGACUCAAGUGGCUGCAUCAUAGUGAAGAAAUGUGCAUUACUUCCUUCUGCCUGGAAAAGAAAGCAUCAUGUGAUGUGACAUUCAUGGACUUCUGUAACACAAAGUGCUUAGUGCAUAUAUAUAUAAGUGAGUGAGUGAGUGAGUGAACAUACGUGUGCGUGUGUGUGUGUGUGCGUGCGUGUGUGUGCGUGCGUGCGUGUGUGUGCGUGCGUGCGUGCGUGCGUGCGUGUGUGCGCGUGCGCGUGCGCGUGCGUGUGUGUGUGUGUGUGAGACGUGUGUUGAGGGGGAUAUUCAGUGUAUUUAUAAUCAUGGUAUUGAUGCAUCUAACAGCUUGUGUGAGGUUUUUAACUGUUUGUCUUCACUUAGUUUUGUCGUCUCUUAAAUUCCUCUCAGUUUGUCAAUAGGACUUUUGUGUGGAUGACUGCUGAAAUGAUUCCGCUAUCAGCUGCUUUCACUGUUUAUAGGCUUUUUCACUGUUAUACAAAAAAGUGGCCUAACAGACACAUUGUGAGCUGUAUGGAAAGUUCGUUGUACACGUCCGCAGCAAAUCUUAAACCUGUCAAAUAAAAAAAUAUUGCAUUAAUA
Molecule: messenger RNA, 1073 nt
Organism: Platichthys flesus (European flounder)
Lineage: Eukaryota; Metazoa; Chordata; Actinopteri; Pleuronectiformes; Pleuronectidae
Gene: lamtor2
Product: late endosomal/lysosomal adaptor, MAPK and MTOR activator 2
Exons: 4
Coding region: 133-510 (125 amino acids)
Biological process (GO): cellular response to amino acid stimulus; positive regulation of TOR signaling
Cellular component (GO): Ragulator complex
Molecular function (GO): molecular adaptor activity; guanyl-nucleotide exchange factor activity
Source: RefSeq, a predicted model, not a curated record